Molecule: messenger RNA, 1252 nt
Organism: Peromyscus leucopus (white-footed mouse)
Lineage: Eukaryota; Metazoa; Chordata; Mammalia; Rodentia; Cricetidae
Gene: Mogat3
Product: monoacylglycerol O-acyltransferase 3
Exons: 7
Coding region: 21-1010 (329 amino acids)
Biological process (GO): triglyceride biosynthetic process
Cellular component (GO): endoplasmic reticulum membrane
Molecular function (GO): diacylglycerol O-acyltransferase activity
Source: RefSeq, a predicted model, not a curated record
CCCCUCUCUCCUCUCUCACCAUGAAAACCCCUCAGAAGCAAUGGCUUGAAGUGAUGAGUGCCUGCCACUAUGUGCUCCUUUUGCUGAUCAUGGGCCCCUUCUUCACCCUGCUGGUCUUCUUCCUCCUUUUCACCCGGCUCUGGUCCUUGUCUCUUCUCUACCUGGUAUGGCUCUACCUGGACUGGGACACGCCCAACCAAGGUGGAAGGCGCAGCAGGUGGACGAGAAAGUGGACAAUAUGGAAACACCAAAGAGAUUAUUUCCCGAUCAAGCUACUGAAAACUGCAGAGCUGCCUGCCGACCGGAACUACGUGCUGGGUGCACACCCCCAUGGGGUCAUGUGCAUUGGAGCCUUUUGUAAUUUCUCCACGGACAGCAGUGACUUCUGCCAGCUCUUUCCCGGGCUGCGGCCUUGGGUCGCCACGCUGGUGGGACUCUUCUAUCUUCCUAUCUAUCGAGACUACCUCAUGUUCAUCGGGCUGUGUCCUGUGAGUCGACAGAGUCUGGACUUCAUUUUGUCACAGCCCCAGCUUGGCCAGGCAGUGACCAUCCUGAUUGGGGGUGCCCAGGAAGCCCUGUACGCGGUUCCGGGGGAGCACUGCAUCACGCUAAGGACACGUAAAGGUUUCGUACGUCUGGCGCUAAGGCAUGGGGCCUCCCUUGUGCCUGUGUAUUCCUUUGGGGAGAAUGAUAUCUACAGAUUCAAGUCUUUUGCCCCAAACUCCUGGCAGUAUUGGUGUCAAGUUGCCUUCAAGAGACUCAUGGGAUUUUCCCCUUGCAUCUUCUGGGGCCGUGGUCUCUUCUCUGCCAACUCCUGGGGUCUGCUACCAUUUGCCAAGCCCAUCGUUACUGUGGUGGGACGCCCCAUCCAUGUACCCCAGUGCCUCAAACCCACCGAAGACCAAGUCAAUCAUUAUCACCAACUCUACAUGAAGGCUCUGGAGCAACUGUUUGAAGACCACAAGGAGACCUACGGUGUCCCUGCUUCUACCCACCUCACCUUCCUCUAGACCUGAGACCCUGGACCCUGGGCCUGCAGACUUCUACCAUGUCAUGCUCCACUACUUCAUAAAUGCUAAUUCUGCACAUGAACACAUCCAGACAUGGCCAUCCCCAUCCCCAGGUGCUAUAGAGUGUCCCACCCCCUAGUCUGGGUCUCUGGUCUCUUCCCAGUGGGUCUUGGCUGGUUUGUUUUUGUUUUGUUUUUUGUUUUUGUUGUUUAUUUGUUUUUGCUUUUUUGAGACAGAGUUUC